Etheostoma spectabile (orangethroat darter) is the source of this 5188-nucleotide messenger RNA. Its product is annotated as coiled-coil domain-containing protein 89. Lineage: Eukaryota; Metazoa; Chordata; Actinopteri; Perciformes; Percidae. The transcript has 8 exons. The coding region runs from base 347 to 1411 and encodes 354 amino acids. The record is from RefSeq and is a predicted model, not a curated record.
UAGAACGGUCGACGCAGAUUGCAAUCUCUCUAUGGCUCUGGAUUGACGUGGUUAGGUUUGGGCAUGGGGACCUGGGAUUGGUUAGGGUUUGGGUAAGAAAAUCAGGGUAAACCAAUCAGAGGCAGAAUAAAUCAAUGUUGGCCACGAGCAUAGAAGGCCACGAGGCGCGUCCUGUGAUGUCGACACGUCUAGUGGAUCCGAUCUAGCACCUAACCGUAAAUCACAGGACUGCUCAAAGAUGGUUGCCAUUAGCAACCGAGCAACUAAAACUUGGAGAAAUGAAAUGAGGAAUGUACCGAGCCCUGAAGUGGAAAAGUUAGCUAAUUAGCUAACGUUGGUACUCAUUAUGGCAACCCCACAGAGAAAUGCAGAAAACUUUAUGAAGGUGGAGGGCAACACGACGCUGCCCAUGGACAUUGUUCGGGAGUCACUGGAGAAACUUCGAAGCAUUUCUGCGAAUGAUGCAACAGAGACAGGGAUGCUGCGGUCCAGGAUAGAUGAACAGUCAAGUCUGAUCUGCAUGUUGAAAGAGAGAGCAGAUGAGGUGCUUCUUCGAUGUCAAGCCCUGCAAAACAUCAAUACGGAGCUAGAGAGCCGAGUAACAGACUGCCAGACAGAACUGGACAGUGAAAGAAAGAAAGCAGAGCUAUUAGAGAAGAGAUUUAUGGAUCUAGCUGCCAACAAUCAAGCAAUUAUUGCUUUCAUGGAAGAGUACAAAAGUCAGAAUGAUCAGUUAAAGCUGGAAAACAAACAGCUGCAGUCAGAAAAUGACACUCUUUUCUCCCAAAAAUUACAAGAUAAAGAAGUCUUUGUUCAAAAACAGAUGCAAGAAAUCGAACAACUGAAAAAGAAAUACACAAAUAAGGAAAUUGAAUAUCAGGAGAAAUUAGUUGGAUGCCAGUCAAAACUCCUGGAACAAACCGCUCAGCAUCAAUCCAAGUGCACAUUGCUACUUCAUCAAUUGCAUGAUGCUCAACAACAACAAAGAGAUGCUGUAGAAAUGUGCAAUGCCUUAAAGCUGAAUCUACAAAAUGCUGAAGAAGAGCAUGCUUUCAAGGAAACCAAGAUGAGAGAAAGCACAACAAGCCUCACCAUAGAGAAGGACAAAUUACUGUGUCUGUCUAUUGAAAGAGGGAAAAUAAUACAGGAGAAACAAGAGGAAAUCCAGCAACUGGAGACAAAAUGGAAAAAGGAGAAAAAAGCCCGCACCGAAGCAGAGGACAGGUUUGAACAGGAAGCAGAAACUGUUAAUGCAGAUGUUAAAGUGAAGUCUCUCCAGUCUGCUCUUUAUGAAUCCAUGACAAAAUAUGAGAAGCUGAAAAAGGAUUUUAAAGCCUUCAAAGAACACAGCACCAACCUCCUUUUACAAGAAAGGGAGUUAAAUAAGAAGCUUCGCCAUAUGAUGUGCUAAACUUUAUCAAUAAUAUAGGCACCAGCUUUCCCAUGUGGCCAGUAAAGACUUCUGCUACCUGGAAGGGCUGCAACAAGAAACGCUGGAUCUUACGAGCACGAGCUACAGUUAGCUUAUCCUCCUCAAACAAUUCAUCCAUACCCAAGAUAGCAACGAUGUCCUUUUAUGAUUUGUAGUCCUAAAAAACAGUUAGGUUUGUUAGACAAGAUUUUAGUUUAGUUUUUGGAUUGCAGAUAUUGUUAACAGCCAUUUGUUGCAUCCAAGUGAGCAAAAGUUGUGGCAGGAGCUGGGUUAGUUAAAUCAUCAGGUACAUAGAUAGCCUGUAACAAAAUGAGCAAUUUGAGUAUGAAUAACCAGGAAAAAUGAGAGUGUGCUGAUGUGCAAUUAGCAUCUUGUGUAGUCUAACUUUUACUGAGGUGAUGGGGCCCUUUUUGGUAGUGGUAAUUCUCUCCUGCAUUGUCCACAUAUCAGUGGCCAGUGUGGGCUGCCCACAGCAGAGGGGAUAUGACCCAACAGAGCAGACACCUAAAGGAUAAUGAGACAAAUAUUCAGACACAAGAUGUGUAUACAUAAACAAUAUCAUAAUUUGAUAUUGAUCUGAAAAUAAUGACAAAUCUAUUUGGUAGUUCAUACCUCAGAUCCAACCUGGGUAAACCUAAAGAGGUUGUCAAUAAAGAGAAGAACAUCCUGUCCCUCCUGAUCUUGGAAGUAUUCUGCAACAGUGUGUUAAAUGUAACUCCUUGUGUUGACUUUUGAGGUGGUGUCCUUAAGGUUAAUGACACCAGACUCGAUACAUUUUUGGUUGUCAUUUCUCACUCCAGCAAACACAGAGUAACCAGCGUGAGCCUUUGCCACAUUGUUGAUAAGCUCCAUAAUCAACGUCUUGCUAAUACCAGCACCGCCAAACAGACCUAAAGGAAUUCAACAUGCACGAUAAUCAAUUAUCAUGAUAUGCAUUUAUGAAAAUAUGAGUGCAGACAAAAAAUCUAGGCUGUCAGAUAAUCCACCCUCCAAUCUUUCCACCCCUUUGUGUAGGGUGCCAACUUUGAUUCCAGUGAUCAGGAUUGCCACACUCAUGUUUCUGAACUCAGGGGCUUCAGUGUGAAUAGGAGCAGUUCUGCAAGAGGAUAAGUUAUUUUUAAAUAUGCUGUUUAAAGGACAAGGCAGGCCAUAUUCCUAUUUUUUUUAAUUGUGAAUGAAUCCUAUGAAGACAUGAAGCAGCUAAAUAAAUAGUCUCCAACAUAGUAUGGGGUAGAAGGAACAAAUAGGCUUGUCAGGAAUUCAAAAAGUACUGAGAGACAAACUUAUGAUUUGGGAUUUGUUGACAACAAGAAAAUAUAGAAUAACUCUAGCAUCAAACCUAUUGUUUGGUGCUAAUUAGACCCCUCUAAUCAAUGGGUUCUCCAAUGACAUUCAUGAUCCUGCCCAAGGUCUCAGGGGCCACAGGGAUCCUGAUGGAGGCUCCAGUAUCCAGAACCUUCUGACCGCGGACCAGACCCUCUGUGCCAUCCAUGGCGAUCAUCCCAACUGUGUUUUCACCUAAAGAAGUGCAUGAGGGGAGACAGUAAAGACACUUUUUUUCCUGUCAUAACAGACAUCCAAAAACAGACCCCAGUAUCAAUUCAUCACACUUACCCAGACGCUGUGCCAUCUCCAGCAUCAGCCUGCUCUCACGGCCAGCCACCUCCGGUGCAUUAAGAACAGGAGGCAGGCCUUCAUCAAACUGGGCAUGAACCACAGCACCAAUCACAGCCACUAUCUGGCCGUUGGGCAGUGCUACCUGAGAAGCUGGGGCAGCGUAACCCUUGCCUGAAGGGACAAUGACAGAAAGAGGGCAAUGACAUUGAUGGCAACAUAUUAAAAGUGACUUGAUGAUUACGAUAACAGCAGCAACUCAAAUUAAGAAAUCAAAACAAGUUUUAAAGUAUAGACAUGUUUCAUCUAUUAUAUCCACAGGAUAAAUAAACAAUAUAAAAUAUGUUUCCACAUAUUGGUGCUUCAGAAUUGAAAGGUCUAUGUUCUGUUGCCACUGAGACUUACAAGCUGAAAAGUUCUAACAGGUAAUGACUUUUACUGAGUUACUUGGAAAGGUUAUUGAUUAGGGACAUCAAGACAUGACUGGAGCUUUGUCUGAUUGAAGUAAUAAUAUGACCAAAUGACUGUUUUAUAGCUGCUUUAAUUAAAAAAAGAAAAGAAAUCCUUACUGAUCGCAAGUGAAUGAAGACACUUUAUGGUCAAUUUGAGUAGUGACCAUCCUUAAAAAGUGUCUUCACUCACUCAAAGAAAGAGCCACAUGUGAGCCACAUGUCUCCCGCUGAUUGUCUUUAGAGAGUGGAUCCCCUGCAGCAUUGUCCCACAGCACCCAACAUAGUAGAUGGCUGAAGGUGAAUGUACACACUAUGGACAGUACACACAGACACAGCUAUGAGUAAUCUUGAACUGCUGCUCAACCCAAUGUCCUGUCUGAGUAAUAUAGGAUUUUAAUGAUUUCUGGUUCAGCUGUUGCUGCUGCCCUCAUGCUGCAUGGUGACACUGUAGAAGUGUUCAUUUAUUCCCUAAAAUACUUACAUUAUCAGUAGGUAAGUAUAACCACCACUCAAAAUACAACUGUAAUGAAAAUCAAAUACUGUGAAUUUCACAGUAUAUUGUACCCAUCUGUUACAGAGUGCCAGAGUGUUCAGUUCUUGUUUUUUAACCCAUAAUACUUUACAAUAAUUUUCACAAGUUGUAAAUGUUGCUGCAGCAUAUUGGAAUGCUAUGAAUCGAUGUCAUUCAUUAUAUGAAAGUGACAGAGUGAAUUUUGCCAAGCCAUCAUUCAGUGCAACAUUCCUUUGUGUCUUAUAAUUAUUUCUUGCCUGGAGCUUUGCGAAGCAAACCCUGGUCCAAUUAAGCACAGCAGGCAGCCAUGAAUCACGAGCACAGGACCAGCCCCCUCUCUAAACCACACCAGCACUUAAAGGUCACCUCUACUAGUGGAUGGUCACAUGGUCAUUUUUAGGGUCUGGAAGGUGAAGUACCACCUACAGCUUCUGUUAUUAAGAUAUAUUGCAUGUCACUUGCUUACUGGUUGCAACCCCCUUUUUCAGUGAAAAGAAACAAAUCACAAUAGCCAACAACAGGUUAAUCUAGUGAACAAAAGUUAGUUGAUGUUUCUGUUGAGAAUACUGUGAUCAUCCAUUGUUUCUUGAGUAAAACAACUGGAUCCAAUUGACCCUUCGCUAGCUUAUCUACAAGUUUCCAUUGCUUAGCAAUUUUAUACUUAAAAUCUCAGACCCUUAAACCCUUGCUUCUCAGUCAGCGCUGUUAUGAUCAUUUAAAGUCGAGGGCUAGAUCAAAGGUGACCAGGCUCUUGCAAUUAGGGCCCCCCACACACACACACACACACCUGUGGAAUUUAUGCAUAUGCUUUUUAUAUCACCUCUUAAAAAAUGCUUGGACUCUUUUUUGUUGUUGCAAUUUUGUCUUGAGUGCUCUUUUAAUCUGAUACAAGCCUGUUAUAGUUUAUGUCCAACAUUUGUCUGCGAGGUUUACUAACUUAACUAAAACAUUCAAAAAAGAUUCUUAGAUUGUAUUUAUAACCAUCCCUCUCAGAAUGAGGCAGUCUAACUAUUUAACUGUUUAAAUGAAUGUAUGUGCUUUCUUUAAAGGAGUUGAAGUUGAAAUAUAGAUGAGGUCUGAUGUGUAUAUCAACUGAUUUUGCUGGUAGUUAAAAAGGCUCUCACUUUUCAAUAAAAAGACAAACACACAAUAUGAUAAUUCUGUGGCAUUUAAGAAUGA